Racocetra persica is the source of this 305-nucleotide messenger RNA. Lineage: Eukaryota; Fungi; Glomeromycota; Glomeromycetes; Diversisporales; Gigasporaceae. The record is from the annotation of a GenBank genome assembly.
ACAUGACCCAACUCCACAAAUCUAUCAGCCAAAUAAAAUAAACACUCUUCCAUCAGGUAACUAUGCACAUGAAAUACCAGAUAAAAUAAUUUUCUGGAUUCAAGAGCUUCAAUAUUAUUCAAAAGAUAUUUACAAGUUAUUCGGGAAUGAAUUAGCUGAUGCCGAGAAUGAGUUGAAUAUAAUCGAUUUUGAAAAUUUUUGUGAAUCAUUAUGUAUAGAGAUAGAAAAUACAUUAAAUGGAUUUGUUAAAUGGAUGAAUAUUUGGAUUCACUUGCCUUUAAGUAUUUGUCGAUUGGGUAGAGAAA